Zootoca vivipara (common lizard) is the source of this 4418-nucleotide messenger RNA. RefSeq names its product voltage-gated potassium channel KCNC1. NCBI's taxonomy places the organism in Eukaryota, Metazoa, Chordata, Lepidosauria, Squamata, Lacertidae. Gene Ontology annotation, molecular function: delayed rectifier potassium channel activity; protein binding. Gene Ontology annotation, biological process: potassium ion transmembrane transport; action potential; protein homooligomerization. Gene Ontology annotation, cellular component: postsynaptic membrane; voltage-gated potassium channel complex; presynaptic membrane. The record is from RefSeq and is a predicted model, not a curated record.
UCUAGCAGGAACAAUGGGUGGCAGUGCAAAGGGGACAGAAUAUGCUGUCCAAAGCUCAUCUGCUUUGUUGCAGUGCUCACCAUUGUGAAAUAUUCCCUAAAAUAUGUGAGUUUACUAUUGGGAGAACUAGCCAGAGAGGGAAGGAUGGAGGGAGGGUUUCUGUUUUAUAGGCUAGCUUUGUUUUCUGGCAUCUAUGAGCCACAAAGCUUGGAUAUAAGCCACAGAACAUCCUGUUUCCCCCCUCUCUCUUGCCUCUCCUCUUGCUGCCUGGUCUUUCUAAGGGUCCGGAGAAAACACUGCCCAGCUAAAGGCAGAUACAUUGGCUAUUACAAGGAGCCAGGAUUAUGAAAUCUGCUAGAGAAAAGAUCACCCUGAACUUCAGGGGAAUCCGAUACAAGACUUAUGCUAGCACCCUCCAAGCCUUCCCUGGGACCAAACUGAGCCGCCUCACAGGGCCCCAGGAGGCAUCCACCGAGUUUGACUAUGACCCCAACACUGGAGAGUUCUUCUUCGACAGAGAUACCCGUGUUUUUGAAGAGGUCCUGAACUACUGCAGGACCAAGCACCUCCACUGCCCUCAAUACAUCUGCAAGUCUGUCUUUGAGGAGGAGCUGGCCUUUUGGGAGAUCAGUGGGGCGGCCCUGGCUCCCUGUUGCUGGCAAAGGUUGAGCGAUGUGGAGAGCCAGCAGGAAGACCUCGCCCUCUGGGAUGACAGCAAAGAUGCAGAUGACCAGGGACUCCUGGCCCAGGUGGGAAGGGGGAAUAAUAGUUGCAGGGCCCAGUGGCAGCCCAAAAUUUGGACCCUCUUCGAAAAACCGUUUUCCAGCUGUAGUGCAAAGAUUCUGGCCGCUAUCUCCCUGGUCUUCAACAUUGGGAUUUGUAUCCUUUUCCUAAAGAAGGCUGAUGUAGAAAUUGAGUUCUUUGUCGUUGGAGAUGCCUAUCACCACAACAGCACUGCCACCUACCUCUCUGAGAUUCACGAACAGUUCCCUUACCUCAUCCCUCUGGAGUUUUUCUGCGUCCUCUGGUUCAUGUUUGAGUUUUCCGUGCGGCUUAUGUUUUGCCCAAAUAAAAGGAAGUUCCUGACCAGCCCCCUGAACAUGGCUGACUUCCUCUCCCUCUUUCCAAUUUUCAUCGAACUUUGCUCACAUGGACAAGCCUGGCUGGGUUUUGUCCGUGCACUGUAUAUCCUCAAGCUCUUGAAGAUCCUUAAGCUCAUAGAAAUUCCUCUAAUGUUCCAGGUCCUUUCAUACACGUCCAGGUCUGUCUUCAGAGAGAUCUUCAUCUUCAUGGUCAUCUUUACCUUCGAAAGUCUGUUCUUCGGCAUCCUCAUGUUCUACACAGAGGUCUUAUACCCGGCACCUGAUUCAUAUUUUGAGAGCAUUUCAUCCUGCAUUUGGUGGGCAGUCAUCACUUUGACCACCGUCGGUUAUGGAGACAUGUACCCUGUCACCGAAUUCACCCAAGUGAUAGCAGCCUGUGCAGCACUCUGUGGUGUGCUGACCAUAGUCAUCCCAAUCCCUAUCUUUCUGAUCAAGUUCAAGGGCUAUUAUGAUGCUGCCGUGAUCAAGGAGAGGAGAAAGAGGAAGAUGGAACAAGCAGCAAUGCUGUCGUCCUAAGGCCUCCAGAGCACCAUGUUGCCAGUUAUUUGUGGGAAGAGAAAACAGGCUUCUAGUUAGCUCUCUGCCACACCGCAGAUGCUUCAGCUGAUUUGAUGUAAUUUAUAGCUUCCUACCUGAGCAUCAUAUGCCUCUGUGCUGCCAACUGAAUCAAGUCACACUCUACCUGUGCUCCCACAUUUCCAAAGAGAGAUAGGGCUACCAAUGUCCGCUAGCCAUGGUGGCUCUGCCCUGCCUGCAUCCAUGGUUGAAGGCAACAAUACCUCUGAGUAUCAGCUACUGGAAACCACAGGAAUGGAGAGAGCCCUUGUGCUCAUGUCCUGCUUGCUGGUGUCCCUGAGGCAUCUGAUUGGCCACUGUGAGAACAGGGUGCUGGACUAGAAGGGUGGAUUGGCCAGAUCCAGCAGGCUCUGCUUAUGGUCUUAUAGUCCUAAAAGAGGUCUUCCUCCUUGUGCUUCUUGUCUUCAAGCCUUUUUGCCUGGAACAUACCUUUGAACUGUGGUCGUGGCUCUUGCUUGCCCACAAUGAGCAUGGAUAGAUGCAAGUUGAUCUCUGUUGGCAUUCUGGGCUCCAUUAUUCUUAUGAAGUGCAAGAAGAUUAAUGCUGCCACAACCAACCAAAGGGGAAAUGGGUUAGGGUCCCCAACAAUGUUCUAUCUUUAUGUAUUUUUAGAUGGUAUAAGCCACCAUCAUUGUUCAGAAAAAAACCUACAGCAGCUAACAUUCCAACCUAAACACAACUAGUAUAAUAAUAUACUGUAAGGGGGAAAUGAUGCAGGGAUUUGACAGCAUACAAAAGCAGCAAUACCUAGCAAUACUACUGCUGCUGUUACUCCUCACAGUGUAAUCUUUUCCAUGGCUACUUAGAUGUUAAUCUCAUUGAUUCAGGGAAGCUUCCUCCCAAUGUGUAUAGGACUGGACCCUGAGACUCAUGAAAUAAAAGUCAACACAUUCAUAUAUCAGGCAUACAGCAAACUAUAUUACUUACUGGAAACCCAAAUGCUGUUCUUGGCAGAGCACAGAGAAGAAAGAGCAAAACCCACCAUUUCAUAGUUAGUGGCCCUCACAACUCGCUCAGUCUCUGAGAUGAGAAUAAAGCCUCCACCAUCAAACUGGAAAUGAGAAUGGAGCAAAUGUAAGACCUACUUCUGGAAAGGACUGGAUCCCACUUCAGUUUGGGGGUCAACUGAUGUUAAAGAGGUGGCCCUCCCUCACCCAACCUCAAAAGGGACAACUCAUAAAAAGGACUUGCAUUAGAUUCUCAGCAUUCCUUCUAUUCAUAGAAAAUAGUGGAAAUAUUUGGAAAGCUAAAUUCCAGUUCAUUAAAAAAAUUCAUAUCAAUCAAAAGAUAUUACAUGCAUACAUGCACAUUCAUACAUACAUGGUACAUGAUCAAAAGGUAUUACAUACUUACAUGCAUAUACAUUCAUGCAUAUUACACACACACCAUAGCUGCCAAGUUAUCCCUUAUUUUAAGGGAUUUUCCCUUAUGCUGAAUAGGCUUCCUCGCGAGAAAAGGAAAAACUUGGCAGCUAUGCACACACACACAUGAAUACACACACACACACACACACACACACACACACACACACACACACACACACACACGUAAGAUUAGAAAGACUACAGCAGGAUCCAGAAUGCCUCAUAUUUUUCUCUCACUUGUUUGCUUGGUUCUCCUCUUGAAUUGGUUGCUUUAUGCUGAAUGAUGGCCUUCAAGGAGCCACCAUUGGACCCAAUGGCCCUGCAUGCAUGUCAUAGUACUCCAUGAACCAUAGCUUGUUGUCGAUGGGCACAUGCACCAGCCACUCUCCUCUCUACUUCAAUGCAAAUCGGAGCAUCACAUGAGUUUCAAAGAAGCCAUCAGCAUAGAUCAGGUGCAUUUCAACCAUGGGUCUCAAAAGGGGGGUGGGGGCAAUGUGGAAUACCAGCCAGUGAAGUGCAAAUAAUUGCAAAUGUUUUACUGACAGAUAGCAGGAAUGGACACAAUCUACACUUGAAAAAGACACCGCACAGUCAUAGAAAUGUGGAGUUGGAAGCAACUCCCAAGGGUCCUCUAGUCCAACCCACUGAAAUACAGGAAUGGCAACUUAAGAAUCCCUGAUAAACAGCCAAUCUCCUCUUUAAAACCUCCAAGAAAUGAGAGUCCGCCACUUUCUGAAGGAAUACAUUCCACUGUUGAAUGAUUCUUACUCUCAGAAAUGUUGUUGGAAUCUCCUUUUUUUGUAAUGAAUGCAGCAUUAAGCAAAUCCCCCCAUAAGUGUGCUUAAUAUAAUGUGCACUUUGGCCUUAAGACUUCAAAAAGUGUGGACCCCAAGCCACCUGGGUUUCUGCUAGGUACUGGCACCUCAGUUUCAUAACUGCAUUGCACUUAAGAGAAGCCUACUGGUGCGAAAAGGGUAUUUUUGUAUUAUUAAAUCAUAUAAUGUAUGCUGCAUUGUGCUUUCACACUACAGUUUAUUAAAGGUAAUUAUAUUUCUCCUUUACAAUUAAUUUCUGCUUCAUGUUUCUCAGGGGCAAUCUAGGCAUCGUUGUUAAUUGAAUAAACACAGAGAACAUGAAGGAUUCUUCUGUUUAGUAAAGAACUGCUAAGGGGAGGCAUAAGCCGCCUCAGGACCAUGAUGGAUUGGGAGGGAAGAUUCAGCUCUUCCUCCCCCUGCCAUAAAAGUAAAGGUAAAGGGACCCCUGACCAUUAGGUCCAGUCGUGACCGACUCUGGGGUUGCGGCACUCAUCUCGCUUUAUUGGCCGAGGGAGCCGGCAUACAGCUUCCAGGUCAUGUGGCCAGCAUGACAAAGCUGC